AUGUGCACACACUUGACUCUGCCCCCCUACCAGGCUUACCCUAGUGGGACUGGCAUGGGGUACCUGGAGUUUUACUGGGACUCAGCAGGGGAGGCAGAGCAUGGCCUCGGCUCAGCUGGGACAGCAAGAGCAGCCGGGGGCAGUCAGUUUCCAGAGGCAGGAGAGAAGAGGAAAACUGCAGAAGUAUCUCCAGGUUCUUCCAGUUCUGGGAAUUUCAGCCAGUUCACACCAGAUUCAGCCACCAGUCCACAUUCGGCAUCCUCAUCCCCACAGCCUACUGCUAAGUCUCAGAAGGGUGGAGAAGCUGGCACAGCGGGGGUGAAGAAGGCCAAGAGCCGCACAGCUUUCUCCAAGGAGCAGCUGCAAACCCUGCACCAGCGGUUCCAGAGCCAGAAGUACCUCAGCCCCCAGCAGAUCCGGGAGCUAGCUGCUGCCCUUGGGCUCACCUACAAACAGGUAAAGACCUGGUUCCAGAACCGGAGGAUGAAGCUGAAAAGGUGCCAGAAGCAUAGCUUAUGGAUGGAACGGGCCCAAUGCCUCACACAGAAUGGCUUCCAGCCAAGUACUUACCUGGACGUGCACCCCAAAUUCCACCAGGGCUACUCGAUCACAGGAGCCAGCAACAUCCAAACCAUGCCUUCCCCCCUUCAGCAUUAUGGUGCAGGGCAGAACGUUUGUACCAUCAUGACCAACGAGGAUGGGGGAAUGUUUGGCAAGGGCGGGAGUACCUGCAGUGUCCAGCAGACAGUGGGCUUCAUUGCCCAGCACAAAGUAGACUUUUAUCACAGCUAUCCUGGAAGUGUGGAAUAUCCUGGCACAAAGACAGGUGAUGGCUAUAACUUUCACCACCUGGCCCCCGUGGGGGAACCUUUCCCAACCACUGCUGGUCACCAUUUCUAUCAUUCCUAA
Struthio camelus australis is the source of this 909-nucleotide messenger RNA. Its product is annotated as homeobox protein NANOG. Lineage: Eukaryota; Metazoa; Chordata; Aves; Struthioniformes; Struthionidae. Gene Ontology annotation, molecular function: DNA-binding transcription factor activity, RNA polymerase II-specific; RNA polymerase II cis-regulatory region sequence-specific DNA binding. Gene Ontology annotation, biological process: regulation of transcription by RNA polymerase II. The record is from RefSeq and is a predicted model, not a curated record.